Messenger RNA from Zeugodacus cucurbitae (melon fly), 1616 nucleotides. Its product is annotated as alpha-(1,3)-fucosyltransferase fut-3. The transcript has 2 exons. The coding region runs from base 64 to 1383 and encodes 439 amino acids. The record is from RefSeq and is a predicted model, not a curated record. Gene Ontology annotation, molecular function: alpha-(1->3)-fucosyltransferase activity. Lineage: Eukaryota; Metazoa; Arthropoda; Insecta; Diptera; Tephritidae. Gene Ontology annotation, cellular component: membrane.
AUAUUGAAACGCAAUUCAGUCUACGGAGAACGGUGCUCAUAGUAUGUACUCGACGGCACAUUAAUGUACAAAGUGAUAUCAAUGUCGGACGCCGAUUCGGAGUCGGAAUAUACGGAUCAUCCCAAAAGCCCCAUAUUGGGAAGGGCACAGUUACCCCCCAAACGUCAGAGAGCAGUACGUAAACGUCAGAAACGAAAGAAUAACUUCCAGGGCAUACAACGGCGUAGAAAGUAUCUGUGUUUGGGCAUUGCAGCGCUUGUGACUCUGUGCUUAUUGGUAGUUUUCAUAUCGAUCAACAAUAACAAAAGAGGUAACCAGCAUACACCUUCAAAGACACCUUUGAAGGCUUUAAAAAUGGCGGUUUUAAAUUGGCAAAGUGAUGAAGAGCCUCGUUCUCUAUCUUGUACCCGUAGUGUGAUGAACACUACUCAACUGAAAGACACACGUAGCUUUGAUGCUGUCAUAAUAAACUCAACUAUGAGUAAUGUAUUAAGCGGUCUUGAUUUUAAGUACGUGGAUCCAAACGAUUCACUUAUCAUACUCGGUACAAACAAACCGUUACAACUCAACAAUAUAUCGUUGAUUGAUUUUGAUCUGAGUUUUUACGAUAAAAUAUUCUCAUAUUCCUUGAAAUCCGAUUUUAUUUGGCAAUCGCAUAAAAUAUUGCGAAAAAAUGAUUCCAGAGUUAUGGCACCCACAUUGUAUCCCAAUUGGGACGCGCCGAAAGCGAACUUCUCGUCACAUACUUCAAGAACAUUCUUCUAUGAAAGUGUAAGCGAAUCAUCGCCAUUGUCGUUGGCCAUAUUGAAUAGACCCUGUCAACCAGCACGUAAGGAGUUGAUCGAACGCAUAACACAAAAUAUGGAUGUGCACACUUAUGGCGACUGUGGUGAAUACAGCUGCGGCGAAGGCAUCUGCGAAUUCAUACCAAAUACUCGAGGGAAUAGAACUUAUAAAUUUUUCUUGGCCUUCGAAGAGGAGUUGUGUGAGGACUAUGUAAGCAAGAACUUUUUCAGAGCAUUGGCAGGUCGACUGCUGCCGGUAGUCUUCGGCGGUGCAAAUUAUACGCGUUUCGCACCACCCAACUCAUACAUAAACGCCCGCGAUUUUGCGAGUAUACGCGAAUUAACUGAAUACCUGCUCUAUCUGGACCAGAACCCCGAGGAACACAUAAAAUACUUCACAUGGCAUGAUUCGUACCAAAUACUACCAAAUUCAUUCAAGUUGCAGACAAUUUGCGAUUACUUGACUAAUGCUAGAGACACACACAUUGCGCUUGACACCAUGAAGACGAGAAACACAACAAUUGUGAAUUGGUUAAGUGAGAAUAUGUGCAGGCCGUAUGAACUGCCCGAAGCGUGGACUACUGGAGCUUCGGAUUAAUACCGUUAGGAUGUUGAAGUAAAUGAAGGCGUUACUAAUUACAUUAAUUUUAAGUCAGUUAUAGUGCAGUACAUGUGUAAGUAAUGUAAAUUAGCGAUAGCGAGCAAGUUGAGCGACUUUUUUCGCCAUUAAUGCUCGAGAUAAGAUUGCAUGGCUGAUAUACUUAUCGGUAUUAAAAUAUAAAAUAUAUAUUUGUAACGUCGUGUGCGUUAUAUGAGUGAUGUGAUAUUGAA